AUGAGUGAAAACAAGACAAGUUUUUUCGGACAUGCAUUCCGUUAUUUCGGUUUGCUUUUUAUUUGUUUAAUCACAUUAGGUAGCUAUUAUAUUUAUGAUAUUCCAGCUGCUUUACAAACAGGUAUUGAAACAUUAUAUAAAGUAGAUAAUGUUAAAUGGAAUCUUUUAUAUUCAGUAUACAGUUUUCCAAAUAUGAUUAUUGUAUUUUUUGGUGGUUAUUUUAUUGAUAACGUUUUUGGUCUUAAAAAAGGUGCAAUCAUUUUUUGUUGUUUAGUUAUGGCCGGUCAAAUCAUUUUCUCAGUUUCAUCAAACUUAAAAUUAUUUUGGUUAGCUUUAGUUGGUAGAACCAUUUUUGGUCUUGGUGGUGAAUCACUUAGUGUUGCUCAAUCAACUUUUUGUGCAACUUGGUUCAAAGGUAGAGGUGAUAUUAAUUUUGCAUUUGCAAUUACUCUUGCAUUUUCAAGAAUUGGUAGUGCAAUUAAUUUCCAAAUCUCACCAAAAAUUGAAAAUAAUGAAGUUAGUAGAGUACCAGCAGCAAUUUGGGUUGGUGCAAUUGUUUGUGGUAUUUCAUUUGCAUCAUGUAUUAUUUUAGUUGUACUUGAUGUUAUUAGAGGUAAAAAAGAUAAAGAUGAUCCAAACACAACAACAGCAUCAUCAUUUAUGGAUAUCUUAAGAUCAUUUAAAGAUGUUUUCCAUUUCCCAGGUACUCUUUGGUUAAUCAAUUUAUCAGUCGUAUUAUUUUAUGUACCAUUAUUUGUUUUCGUUUCAAUUUGUGCAGAUUUCUUCCAAAGUAAAUAUGGUAUUUCAGCAGAUUUAGCAACAUCGAUCGCAUCAGUACCUUAUUAUGCAGCAGUUUCAUCACCAAUCAUUGGUUUCAUCGUUGAUCGUACUGGUCACAAUAUUGCAUUCACCACAUUUGCAUCAGCCCUCUUGGUUGUUGCUCAUGGUUUGUUCGCAUUCAGUGAUAUCAACGUUUGGGCUGGUGCCAUAUUUUUAGGUGGAAGUUAUGCCUUUAUGGCCGCUUCUAUUUGGGUUACCAUUCCAUGUUUAGUACCAAGCAAGAGUUUAGGUUCUGCCUAUGGUUUGGCUUUUGCUUGUCAAAAUGCAGCCGUUGCCUCAUUUGGUUUAAUCAUUAAUGCAAUCAUUGCUCACUUUAACACCAAUCCAGUCUCCUCAGAUUCAAGUGGAUCAUGUGAACCAGCAACCUCUUCUGAUCAUCAUUCAUCACCAUCACCAUCACCAUCAAAUCAUACUUUAUUAAGCUCCACUUCACAUCAUAUAGAUACAAACUCCACAGCAGGCUCAAGUUCAUGUAUUCCAAUACCAAAAUACGCAUCACCAAAUGCUUAUCACGUUGCUGAACUUGUCUUUUUCGGUCUCGCUUGUUUAUGUUUUGUUGUUCAAAUUAUUAUCAUCCUUGUCGAUAUUAAAAAUCGUUGGGUUAAUAUUCCUUCCGCUAAAAUGAAACAACGUGUUAAAGAUUUGAAUCCAGAAGAUGAAAAAGAUCCAUUAAUUAAUUAA
Dictyostelium discoideum AX4 is the source of this 1521-nucleotide messenger RNA. RefSeq names its product major facilitator superfamily domain-containing protein 1 (gene mfsd1). Gene Ontology annotation, molecular function: transmembrane transporter activity. Bases 1 to 1521 code for a protein of 506 amino acids. The transcript is spliced from 4 exons. The record is from RefSeq and is a predicted model, not a curated record. Gene Ontology annotation, biological process: transmembrane transport. Gene Ontology annotation, cellular component: lysosomal membrane. Lineage: Eukaryota; Evosea; Eumycetozoa; Dictyosteliales; Dictyosteliaceae.